Molecule: messenger RNA, 835 nt
Organism: Arachis ipaensis
Lineage: Eukaryota; Viridiplantae; Streptophyta; Magnoliopsida; Fabales; Fabaceae
Product: DEAD-box ATP-dependent RNA helicase 13-like
Source: RefSeq, a predicted model, not a curated record
CAAAUUGGUCAUUAAUUCAUUAUUUUGCACUCAUAGAAUUUCAGCAUCUUGCCUAUAUUAGUCAGCCAAAAUGUUGUAUAGACAUCUCCCCUAUUAUAUAUCAGCAUUAUAACUGCUAUUUGUUAUUUUCAAACUGAAUGUUGUUUUCACUGCUCUGAUAAUUAUUAUUCCUUGAAGCAAAAGAGUAACCUUUGAUCUUCUUGUGACUUGCUCUAUGACCCCCAAGAGCUUGGUAUGAAUGGAAGAUCUUGUUGCAGAACUCAACAUGCCAAAAGUUUUAAAACGAUUGUCUCUUGCACGCCAAAUUGACAAAAUAACACCAAAGAAUUCACAGGUGAAAGCUGAGAAAAAUUGGUUUGAUCGAAAUGCUAACUCAGUUGAAUUAGUUACUGAAAAUGACGACGGUAAGGAGGAACAAGUGAACAAACACAAGCAAAUGAAAACCAGUUCUAAACAAUUGAAGACAUUGCAACAGGUGCGCAUGGAUGUUAAGGAUUUUGCUUGAAAACAGAGAAAUAUAGCAUGUUCUAAAUUUUCAGAAUGUUGUUGCUUCAGGUUUGCGAGAUCAGUGAAGAAAGUAAAAGAGAAAGCUAAAGCUGGACAAUGAAUAGAAGUUUUGUCAUUUAUUGCUGGAUAAUUUUAAGGCUGGGACUAUGUCCCAUAGUUUUAUCGUGAUUUUCCAUAGAGCUUUGAUUUCUUGUAUGAAUAGAAUAUAUCAUGAAAUUUUAAAAUUGUCAGGGGAAGCUUAUGUCAAUUUGAUGUUAUACGGAAUUUUGUCUAGUCAUGUUUCAUUCAAAAGCAAGCUUAUUCUAAUGAAAACCGACAAGUUUAGACU